AUGGCCGACUUGCUGGAGCUGCUGGCUCCACAUCUAGAUCCAACGCAGUCCCAUGAUGCUACUACCGACAGAUACCUGACACGUCUAUCUACACUGUCGCUUGAAGCCCUUCAGACCACAGAACCCCCAUCGCUCGCCCAAUCCUCCCACUCCACCCUUCUCUCCCUUCAAGCCUUAUCGAACCGUUCGCACCGAACAUUCGUCACAUCUGCAGAUAACCUGUCCACACUACGGACCUCUGUACCUCAGUUGACCCGUGAGGCGCAACAGCUACGUGAUGCGAUCCCCAAACUCGACGAGGAGGCCGUUGGGUUCUCCACCAAAUACAGUAAGAUUACAGACAACGCUGCGCUAGAAAGACGGAAGAAAGCCAUGCAAUUGUCGCGUAAUGUUGACCGACUGUCCGACAUCUUGGAACUACCAAGCCUCUUGUCCAAAGCCGUGUCUGCUGCUUCAGUGAACUCUGGUACCGGGGUAUCCUCUACAACCUACUCUUCUGCACUCGACCUGCAUGCACAUAUCAAGCGAUUACAAACAUUAUACCCCGAAUCACUAUUGAUUCAAGAUGUGGCAUCUCAAGCGGAGGAUGCUAUGAAGGACAUGACAAGUAACCUGAUCACGGGGCUCAGAGCACAGAACCUGCGGCUAGCAGCUGGUAUUCGAACUGUGGGUUGGCUGCGGCGAGUAGCCCCGGAUCUGGAAAUGCUGCAGAGUGAUGGAGCGGCUGGGACUGGGGAAGGCGCUCUGGGUGCCAUAUUUCUGGUCUGCAGAUUGGCGCAUUUGGUAUUGACCCUCGAAGCUCUGGAUCCUCUCCGCGAACUAGCGGACCAAGAAACCCAACGGAGACUCGGCGGCAAGGACAAAUCAGACCCGACUUCGUGGUCUGGCGGUCAGCAGACUGACCGCUACUUAAAAAGGUACAUCGAGAUCUUCCGUGAGCAGAGCUUUGCGAUCGUCUCGCUGUACAAGAACAUUUUCAACUCCGAACAAUCCGAACCCGAGCUUGCGGCCUCGGGACUGCGAAUUUCAGACGCCCAUUCCAAGUCUAAGUCAAAGCUAGCACACUCGGAUGACCCCUUGCAACAUCUUCCCCCAGCCUUGGCUACUUUCCCAAUGCAUCUCGUGCAACUGCUCACGGAUACAAUGCGCUCCUAUCUUCCUAACAUCCGAGAUCGGAGUUCGAGGGAAAGUCUUCUCACCCAGCUUUUAUAUUGUGCCGCAAGUCUUGGUCGCCUAGGUGGUGACUUUGGCAUGAUUUUGACUGAGCUGGGUGGGGAGGAAGAUACCGAAGACGUUACUUAUGAAUGGGAGGAGGUCAUGCGCAAACAUCGAGCCUUGGCAGGGCGUCUGGAACAACUGACCAGUCGCGUGCCUGUGAAUUAA
This is a messenger RNA of Penicillium paradoxum, 1383 nucleotides long. RefSeq names its product Dor1-like family protein. The record is from RefSeq and is a predicted model, not a curated record. Gene Ontology annotation, biological process: intra-Golgi vesicle-mediated transport; cytoplasm to vacuole targeting by the Cvt pathway. The coding region runs from base 1 to 1383 and encodes 460 amino acids. NCBI's taxonomy places the organism in Eukaryota, Fungi, Ascomycota, Eurotiomycetes, Eurotiales, Aspergillaceae. The transcript has a single exon. Gene Ontology annotation, cellular component: COG complex.